This is a messenger RNA of Pocillopora meandrina, 3290 nucleotides long. The record is from the annotation of a GenBank genome assembly. NCBI's taxonomy places the organism in Eukaryota, Metazoa, Cnidaria, Anthozoa, Scleractinia, Pocilloporidae.
AUGAACAAAAACAUCACAGAGGACAUAGAGUCCGUGAUGGAAUCCUGUUCUGCGAGAAAUUUUGAUGAAGAAGCCGGUGUCACUAAUCGUUCCGCUGAGAAUUAUCAUGAGCCUUUGGAGGCCUCACACGGAGCAUGGAUCAGGGCUAAUGAGGUGGGCGUUUCCCGAGCUUUAGGCCUUUUUUCGCUUUCGUAAAAUCAUACAUUUAGCAUAAAAAAGUUAGAAUUUAUGAUCAGAAGGAGCACGAAGAAAAAACCUCAGAUUUUAUUUUUGCGGACGCGUUAGCAGACCUCAUUCAAUAUGGAAGCUGUGAAAAAGUUCGUAGUGGGUUCAGUUUGAGAGAAAAUCGGUCCCCUUCAAAUUAUACUCAGACAAAAGUGUGUCUCUUUUGGAGACGAAUUCAGAAUUUAGAAUUUGAUAUUGGAAGGAGCAUGAAGAAAAGAACUUCUGCGAUUUUUUCGCGAACGCCGUCUUGCAAAUAGACCUCAUUCAAUACACAUGCAAUGAAAAUGGGUUGUAAUUGGUUUAAUUUACUUUGUAAUUUCUUCCCUUCAAAAUAAGUUCAUUUUUAAGCCCGUUCAACAUUGAAGAAAAACAUUUAAAAAAUUGGAUUUUUUGGCAUUAAAGGUGAUCAGGAAACUGACUCUGAAAACAUUUCUUCAUGAAGAGAUUAAAAAGCGCGUGCAGCUAAAGUUCUCAGAUUAUGACGCCACUCUUCGACAUUCCAGUAUCAUUCCGCUGUACGUUGAUUAUGUUUAGCAUCCUCAAUUUUCUUGUUCACUUCUAAUUUCUUAAAUUCAAAAAUGCUAUUUUUGACAUAUUUUCUAUCAGGCUGCGAGAGAAGAGGAACAACUAACGAGAAAGAUCAUCCACCUCGAAACAGAAAUUAACGGUUAGUUAAGUAAUGACGCAUGCGGGAUAAGAGAAGUGCACGUGCACAGGGAAACCAUUUAAGACCCAUUUAACCGUAGACUCUUGACAAUAAAUAUUCCCCCAAACCCCUGCUUCUCAUUCCGUCCGAAACAGUUCCAUUUUUGUAAUAUUUUCCCAAUUUGCCUUAUCAUUCAAAACUUGAAUUUGAUCUAUCUUUUAUUCUAAGUAUUUAUAAAAUGGACGUUUAUUUCUUGUAUUUUAACAGCUAAGGAGAAGGAGAUCACCUUUCUUAAAGAAGCUCUCUUUGAGAAAGAUAAAGAGAAUUCUGAUCUCAAAGAAAAACUGUCCCAAUUACAACAAAGCUGGCAAAGAAAUCAGUUGGAUUUUUCCAAGCAAUUGGCGGCAAUGGAUGAAAACCUACAGGAGGCAAGGAAGACUAUCGACGAGCUCAAGGGUGGGGCAAAUGUUAGUGUCAUGAGGAAUACAACAAAGUUAGAGGAAUCCCAAAGCGAGCUACAAUUUUUUAAUGGUGAGUAUGUUACUUGAAAUGGCAUUUCUAUGGCCAAAGUUAGUCUCCAAGCAUCGCAAGGAAACAUUGAUGGGAAGAGGACGAGGGGUCUGCAUUAUCGAUCACUGUAAAAAAACAAUCGCUUCACAGUUCAAAAAAGAUUAAAAAAACAAAAAACAAAAAACUCAGAACAAAUAAUACACCUCUAGGUAAAAAUCGCGGCUCAUGCCAUUGGCGAAGCGACCUAGUCACGUACCCAGAACUUUCAUUGAAGUUACAGUUAAACGGUAGGAUCUGGGACGAGAUUAGAAGUCCUGAAAAUAAAGUAUGUACCGCAUUUGAGUAAAGUCACAAAAAUUUCAUUUCCUAUCCUCAAGACAAGAAGAGGCACUUAACCCCAAAACUUGAGAAUCGUUGAUAACGUUUUCGUCCAUGAACAAUUAUUCAAAACUUUCUCUUUAUUAGGUAAAGCUUACUUCGACCAUCAACCAUCAUGGUUUGACACUCUAUCUAACAACGGUGGAUGUCUCGAAAUUCAAAACUUUCCAGUAACAGCAAGAGAACUUGAGGCCAUGAAGAAUGUCAAAUCAAAUUCAAAGCCCUCCACUGAAGUAGCCCAAGGUAUGACGAAGGAAACCUGUAUAACAUAAUUUCGCAAAUUCAACAGCCCAACUUUUAUUGUGCUGAAGUUGGGUGGUAUGACGUGUAACCAAAAACAAGUAAACACUCGAAUUAUCAAGGUACCGAAUCGCUGUGCGAACUUAGCCGAGUACUCACUUCAUCAUAUUCAGAGAAGGACUCGCUGAUCUCAUAACUAAAACACAAAAUGAGAUUUAAGGAAGAAUACGCCAUCAGUACUCUACUCUUAGCAAGAGACUAUAGUCUCUUACUGAUACUGAAUACAUAGGAAAAAUAUGAGGUGGUCCAAGUUCAUAUUUCGCUUUGCCAGUCUGAAAAAUGACCCAAAUAAAACUUGCUCUUGCACUUCUUUUUUUUCACUAAAGACUGUCCUGAAUUGAAAUGUCAACCACCAUUCGCCCCCGAUGGCAGUUUUGUCAGAGCUGAAAUAAAGAAAAACCUUUCACCACCCCGAAGAGAUGAAUUCAACCUGAUAACCGGUUGCGUUGGUCAGAGUGUCAACCCGUUUUCUAGGAAGGCAAAACGCUUGGACCGACCAGCACAAAGUCCUGUGAAUAUGUUUGAGACGCCUGAAGUCGACAAGCGUACCCCGCCAAUCCAACCAAGGCAUCCUGUAUCUAACAUCACCAUUCGGUCCUCUGGCACACGGAUUAAAUCAUUUUCCAAUAAAGCCGAGGCGCUGGAUCGACCAACAAUCGAUUGUUCAGCCGCUAACAUCCCAAGAACUGAAGUUCCACCAGUUCAACUCAGUGGGUUUCCAUCCAACAUUAUCACUGGUUCUUAUGGUAAGAGGGUAAAUCCCUUUUCCAAGAGAGCUAUCGGCGUUACGAAACCAUCACACAUCCCUGCGGCCAGAAUGUUUCCAGCUCAAACCGUCAGAAACAGCGAGACAAUUUCCUCAAAUGAUGCUGUGUUCAAGAAUACAGUAUUUAAUACUACCACUCAGUACUCAAGCGGACAGAUUAAUCCAUUGUCAGCACUUAAUUGCCCUGCUGCUAACACGAGAGGAGCUGAAAAUGAGAAUAACACUCCACCAGUCCAUCUCAAAGGUGUUCCAUCCAACAAUAUCACAGAUAACGGGGUGAAUCCCUUUUCCAAGAGAGCUAAAGGUCUUAAAAGACCACCACAUACCCCUACACCCAACUUUGCUGAAGUUGAAACUGUGAGAAACAGUCCGGCAAUUAUCUCAAAUGAUGCUGCAUUCAAGAACACCGGCACACCCUGUGAGAUCAACCCGUUUUCAAAGAAAGCCAGAGGUAUGAUCAGUUGA